This is a messenger RNA of Diospyros lotus (date-plum), 1338 nucleotides long. Its product is annotated as RNA exonuclease 4-like. Gene Ontology annotation, cellular component: nucleus. Gene Ontology annotation, molecular function: 3'-5' exonuclease activity; nucleic acid binding. The transcript has 7 exons. NCBI's taxonomy places the organism in Eukaryota, Viridiplantae, Streptophyta, Magnoliopsida, Ericales, Ebenaceae. The coding region runs from base 59 to 1111 and encodes 350 amino acids. Gene Ontology annotation, biological process: rRNA processing. The record is from RefSeq and is a predicted model, not a curated record.
UUUUCGUCUAAGCAAUACCCUCACUCCGUUAGCAGCAGCUUUGGUGGAGAUCAAAACAAUGGAGAAUUCAGAGACUCUUAGGAACAAGUGUGCUGCCUGUUAUAGACAGUUCAACAAGAUGGAGCAUCUGGUUGAGCACAUGAGGAUUUCAUAUCACUCCGCUCACGAACCAACCUGUGGGAUUUGCCAAAAACAUUGUCGAUCAUUUGAAUCUCUGAGAGAGCAUCUCAUCGGUCCGCUGCCAAAGGCUGAAUGUGAAAGGGUAUUCAAAGACCGGGGAUGCGACCUCUGCUUAACCAUCCUCAGCAGCCGCAACGCUCUUAGGGUUCACCGGGAGACAUGCCAGUUGUCGCGCAUGAAUGUCGGUAUUCUUCGUAGCAUGGCUAACUUGGGCAUUAACGAGGACCCGCAGAUCAAUUCUAGUCGAGCCAAGGUGGUGGCACUGGCCUGCAAAAUGGUUGGCGGUGGCAGUGAUGGCUCAUUAGAUCUUUGUGCAAGGAUAUGCCUCGUUGAUGAAUAUGAAAACAUCAUCUUCCAUACCUAUGUCAAGCCUCACCUUCCAGUCACAAACUAUAGGUAUGAGAUAACAGGCAUCCGCCCAGAAUUCUUAAGAGAUGCAAUACCAUUGAGGCAAGCUUCAAGGAAGAUUCAAGAUUUCCUGUGCAAUGGAGAAGCGGUGUGGAAGAUACGUUCAAGAGGUGGAAGAGCAAGGAUUCUUGUCGGCCAUGCCUUGGAUCAUGAACUUAAGUGUUUAGAAGUGGAGUACCCAGCAAUAAUGAUCAGGGACACAGCCAAGUAUCCACCAUUGAUGAAGACAAGCAAGCUCAGCAACUCUCUCAAGUACCUAACAAAAGCAUAUCUUGGCUACGACAUUCAAACUGGAACACAAGAUCCUUAUGAAGACUGCGUAGCAGCGAUGAGGCUUUACCAAAGAAUGAGAUCCAAAGUUCAUAAACCAGAGGAUUAUCCUCUUGCUACUGACCCACAAAACCGGAACAAUUUUGCUCAGUGGAGGCAAAACGAGCUUGAAAGGAUGAAUCCAGAGGAACUGUUGGAAAUCUCAAGGUCUGAUUACUAUUGCUGGUGCAUGGAUUCCAAAGAAACUUUCUGAAUGAUGAAGAUCUUGUCAUGAAGACUCAAAAAAGCAAGCUAAUAUAUAGAUGAUUCAAGAACGAUUGACGAAGGAAAUUCAUGCCGUUUCUGUUAUAUUAAGAUAACUAUGAGAAGAAAAUUUCUGCUGUAUUAAGAUAACUACGUGAAGAAAAUUUAUGUAUCCUGGUAUGAUAAUAAUGUGGCUUUAUAAUAAACUUAUUUGUGGAAAAUACUCAUCUAAUAACA